AUGGGAAACUGCCAAAAUUUUGUAAAUAUGAAUGAUUAGCGUAAAAACGAGGUAGUUAAUUAAUAGAUUUCCGUAGAGGCACCAGAACAGAAACAAAACCCAGGAUUUUAAAAGAGACCAAUAGGAGUUCAGGCUCCUUUAUUUAGCGGAACCUGCCUUUUUAAUGGAGGGUUUUAAUAGAAGUCUCUUAAAGACUAUUCAGGAAAAUAUCUUAUAAUUUUAUUUUACAGCUUUGAAGAAGAGCAAACUUAUAAUGAAAUAUUUAGCUUCAGUUAAUUGAAUGAAGAAUUUUAAAGUAGAAAUUGUGAUAUAAUAAUUAUUAUUGACGAGAAAUUAGAGAGAAUAAAAUCAUAGAUUGAAGCAUAUUCUAUAAAAAAAUCAUAAAUUUCUAAUCCAUAGCAAUCACCUUAGAAUGAGACUAUUACACCAGCAUAGAAUGAUAUUCAGCUAAACUUAAGAGUCUUUGGAGAUUCUGAAGGAAAAAUAUUCAAGAACUUUAAGGUGCCUACAACUGACUCAAAUAAAUGUUAUAGAUAUAAAGCUGCAUUUGUUAUUGAUAAGUUGGGCAUUAUUUAAUACUUAAAUAUCUAAAACUCAAAUAUCAAAUGUGAUCCAAAAUUCUUGCUUUAAAUUUUAGUUGAAGUCUCCAGUACACCUCUAAAUAAGUAGCUAUCAUUAUUUGAGAGAAUAGGAGGAGCCAGAGUCAUAGUAGAAGCAGUUGAGAUUUUCUAUAGUCAGUUGUCUAAUAACCCGUUUCUAGAUGAGUUCUUUAAAAAUAUUAACAUCAGAAGCAUGAAAAGUAUCUAGGCUGAAUACCUAAACUACCUCUUUCGCUUACCCUUAAGAAAGCAAACUGAUGUUAAGCUGUAUACAACUUUUAAUGGAAAAAAUAUCAGUGAAUCGCAUAAGAAGAUUAACAUUUAACCAAACAUUUUUGAAAUUUAUAUCUAAACAUUCUGCAACAUCUUUGCAAAACUUGAUGUUGACCAAUUAACUAUUUAAGAAAUUUACUAAAGAUUCUAGUUUAUAAAGCCUAUAUUAUUCCCUAAUUUGAAGUUUUAAAGAUGUACUUAUGAAUUACUAGGGUGUAAUUAAGACCUGAUCAAUUAAUUUAUAGAUAGACUAUACUAAAGAGUAUUCAGUGAUGAACAAUUAGGACCUUUUUUCAAGGGUGUUGAAAUUAAUAAAUUUAAAUCAACUCAAGCAUAAUUUUUUACUCUUGCCUUCGGUGGUAGAUCAUCUUAUGAAUCUCUUAAAUUAAAAGAAUCUCAUGCUCAUCUUAAAUUAACAGAUCAUCAUUUUGAAACAUAUAUAGAUUAUAUUUGCUAAUCAUUAUUAGAUAUGAGUAUAUAAGAAGAUUAAAUUGAAUUAGUUAAAAAGUAGUUUUAGAUGCUGAGAAAUUACUUUGUCACAAAUAAUAUACAGAAUUCUACAUAUAAUAAUCUACUUCAAUCUUCUGUGUAUCACUCUUAACAUAACAGAGAUUCCUUUUAGCAAACUCUUUACUAUCGUCUUGGUGGAAAGCAAAUUGUUGAUUAAAUAUUUGCUGUUCUCUAAAAGAAAAUUCAAGCAGAUCCAAGAAUUAAUUAUAUAUUCAGCUAGCAGCCUAAUUAAAUGGAUUUCUAUGAACAAAUUUAAAUUGCAAUGGGAGGAUAAAUUAAACAAAAAAAUCCUUCUUAGUUUGCUCCUUUAAAUAGUUAAAAUAUGAAUUAAUCUUAAAUUAAAAAUGGGAACGCACUAAUUAAAAUAAAUGAAAUGUAAUUUGGAUAGCUAAAACUGCAUUUGCUACAUUCAACAAGGAGUUUUUAAAUUGAUUUUGAUAAAAUUGUCGAGAUAGGUUAAGUGUAUGAAAGUUUGAGAGGUAUUGUAUUUAAUAUAGUACCUAUAAAAACUAUAUAUGAAUAAUUUGGUGGUGAAAAUAGUGUUCAAGCUUCAGUUAAUAUCUUUUAUGAUAAACUCUAGUACGACCAUAGAUUGAAUAUUCUCUUUAAGACUAUUCCUGUAGCCAAACAAAAAGAACUAUUUUAUAAUUUGAUAUCAGUUUGUGUUGGGAGUCCCAAUUAAUAUGACUCAGCUAGAAUGAAGGCUUCGACUUUUGAACUUCAUAUGAGAGACAUACACUAUGAGGGUCUUGAAUAAAACUUAAUAUCUACUCUUAAAGACAUGAUGCAAUCGGAUAAAGAUAUUUAAAAUGCAGUUCAUGUGUUGCAAACUAUAAAAGGAGAUUUAAUAAUACCAAUUGCUAGCUUAUUUGACGAAGUUGGAGGAGACUAAGUGAUUGAUUAAGCAAUAGAGAGAUUUUACACUAAAUUAAAUAAUGACGAAAAUCUAUAAAAAAUGUUUUAAUUCUUAGAUAGAGACACAUAAACUAGUAAACUUAAGACAUAUGUGAAAUAACUUUUCGGAGGUCCUCAAAAUUAUAAAGGAAGAAAUAUGUAGAAAGCUCAUUACCAUUUAGGUAUAAACGAUAGCUAAUUCGAUAAAUUCAAAGUUAUUCUUAAUUAGUCUUUUGGUGAAGUUGGAGUAAAGAUUGAGUUGCUUCCUAAGAUUUCUUUUAAAUUAGAAACACUAAGAGUCGAUAUAGUUGAUAGCAGAUAAAGUAAAUUUAAUAGGCUCGGAGGAGAAAAAUUUUUAGGUAUAGCAGUGGAUCUAUUUUACCAAAAAGUAAUGAGAGAUGAAAGGAUCAAUCAUUUCUUUGAUAAAAUCGAUAUUAAACGCCAAAAAUAAAUGAUGGCUCAUUUUUUAUCUGUUAUGUUGGGUGCGGAUGAAAAGUAUAAAGGAAAAAAUAUGAGAGAGGCUCACUAGCACUUAGAAUUGAAUAAUCUACACUUUGAUGUCUUCAAAGCAAUCUUAAUGGAUACUUUGAUUGAAUUGGAUGUAGAUUAUUCAUUAAUAGAUUAAAUAGAAAAUGAAAAUAUAGAACCUUUGAGAAAAGAAAUAAUAAUUCAUGUCUAAUCCCCCAAUUAUAAUUAUUUCUGA
Messenger RNA from Tetrahymena thermophila SB210, 2979 nucleotides. RefSeq names its product protozoan/cyanobacterial globin family protein. Gene Ontology annotation, molecular function: antioxidant activity; oxygen binding; oxygen carrier activity. The transcript has 7 exons. Gene Ontology annotation, biological process: oxygen transport. NCBI's taxonomy places the organism in Eukaryota, Ciliophora, Oligohymenophorea, Hymenostomatida, Tetrahymenidae. The record is from RefSeq and is a predicted model, not a curated record.